Molecule: messenger RNA, 589 nt
Organism: Anopheles coluzzii
Lineage: Eukaryota; Metazoa; Arthropoda; Insecta; Diptera; Culicidae
Exons: 2
Coding region: 119-589 (156 amino acids)
Source: RefSeq, a predicted model, not a curated record
ACGUCUGCGCAAAAGCCGGUAGUGCGAUUAGUGACAGACGAUAUUUUGUACCGCUCAUACCAUCAUAGCAACCCGUUGGUGGUAACCGUUGUUUGGAUAGUGCGCUGGGCGAUGUACCAUGGCGUUUGCAGGCAAUAUUCAGACGGGCCGGAAAAACUGUGCUUCAACGCAGUUUCCAUUCAAAUUUAGUGCAGAACAGGCGGCUGGGCUCGUGGAGGACAGUAAUGAGGAUCCUUUCUGUACGGAGUAUGAUAACAAUUUUGUGCCUUUCAACAAUUACACCAAACCAGUCCUGCGGCGGGAUCAGCUGAGGGAGGUGUACAAGGAAAAGUUGUCGCGAAUUUUGACGAAAAAUGCGAACGAACAACUGGAAACCAUCCACCGGCAGGAGGAGGAGCGGAAACAGCUGAGAAAACGGAAGAAUUAUUAUAUGGCAAAAGAAACUGGGCAGGAUCCGCAGUACAGUCUGCAGCGAACGGAUGAUGUGGUAACGUUCUGGAGCUACCGUGGCCGGCGGAAUGCUAAUCAUCGCCGCAAUAACGAUUUCACUAAACCGCAGGAGGAUAAAUUGGAUGUGCAGUUUGAAUAA